AUGAAGCUGUUCACUUGUGUAUGGAAACCAGUUAAGCAAGAACCAAAGGCCUUGCUCUUCUUGUGCCAUUGCUAUGCUAUGGAGUCCAGCAUCACCAUGAACAGCGCAGCGACGAGGCUGGCCAAGACCGGUUUUGCGUUCUAUGGAAUGGACUAUGAAGGACACGGAAAAUCAGAGGGUUUAAGUGGUUACAUCAGUAACUUUGAUGAUCUUGUUGCUGAUAUUCCUGAAGCUGCAAGAAGUGGUAACCCAGGACACAGAGGACUCAACUCCGAGUAA
Molecule: messenger RNA, 279 nt
Organism: Microthlaspi erraticum
Lineage: Eukaryota; Viridiplantae; Streptophyta; Magnoliopsida; Brassicales; Brassicaceae
Source: the annotation of a GenBank genome assembly